AUUGAAUUCAAGGUUUCAUUGAGUUUGUCUUAGCAAAUGAUUUGAGUGCGAGAAUUUCUAAUGCUUUAGGUUUAAACAUGUCAUUACUACAAAAUAGUAUUUUGUGAACAAUUUGCACUGAAUGGAGACGACUCUCAGUUCUGUCCGGGUUAGUUCACACGCUGGAAGCUGGUAUUCUGCAGACAGAACAGAGUUGUCAUCACAGUUAAACACUUGGUUGGAAAGUUGUGAAAAGAACGUUUCAAAUGCAAAUUUAGUCCGGGCAAUUAUAGUACCUCAUGCAGGUUACCGACAUUCUGGUUUAUGUGCGGCCCACGCGUACCGUCUAAUCAAUCCUGAUAAAAUAGAAUGUAUUUUUAUCAUAGGUCCCUCACAUCGUUUAAAUAUUGGGAAUACAUGUGCUCUUACUUCUGUAUCUGAAUAUGAAACUCCGUUUUAUAACUUAAAGAUUAAUACUAAUGUAUACAACAGCCUUAAAGAGCUUAACUGCUUCAGCGUUCUUGAAAAGAGUCAGGACGAAGCUGAACACUCUGUAGAAAUGCAGUUACCGUAUAUUGCUCACAUCAUGAAACGUAGGAAAGAUCAGUACUCCAUAGUUCCCAUAAUUGUCGGUUGCUUAUCAUCCGAAAAACAAGAAUUCUUCGGGAACCUCCUAUCGAGCUACAUGCUAGAUGAGAAGAAUCUCUUUGUGAUAUCUUCUGAUUUCUGUCAUUGGGGAAAACGAUUUCGAUAUCAGUAUUACAAUAAAUCCGAUGGUGCGAUAUGGCAGUCUAUUGAGAAACUCGAUCACCUCGUAAGUGGCUGCAGUAUUUUUAUUUUCACACUGUAUCCCUCUCAACUGUAAUUAAAUUUAAUGUCAUGCUUCACAGGGUUUAAAUGCAAUUCGAAGCCUGAAACCGAAAUCAUUCAUAAAAUAUCUAGAAGAGUACAGCAACACUAUAUGCGGCAGGAGAAGUAUAGGCGUGUUGUUAUUUAUGAUUGACUCUAUUCGACAGAAACGACCGUUAAACCUGGAACUUAAAAUUCUAAAUUAUACACAAUCCACCCGCUGCCAGUCAAUGGAAGAUUCAUCAGUGAGUUACACUGCAUGUGCCCUAGUCAGCCGUGAGUAAAUAUAUAAAAGGACCCAUAAGAAAAAGUUUGUUAUAUACUGAAAUAAAAUUAGCAAUCCCUAAA
Messenger RNA from Schistosoma spindalis, 1176 nucleotides. NCBI's taxonomy places the organism in Eukaryota, Metazoa, Platyhelminthes, Trematoda, Strigeidida, Schistosomatidae. The record is from the annotation of a GenBank genome assembly.